Molecule: messenger RNA, 5848 nt
Organism: Pangasianodon hypophthalmus (striped catfish)
Lineage: Eukaryota; Metazoa; Chordata; Actinopteri; Siluriformes; Pangasiidae
Gene: znf687b
Product: zinc finger protein 687b
Exons: 10
Coding region: 157-4353 (1398 amino acids)
Source: RefSeq, a predicted model, not a curated record
AUUUAUCCUCUGCUCGCUGCUGGUUUGAGCAUUGCAGAGCCUGUGAUCUGUCUGGACCUGGCUGGAGCUGGCUGAUGACGGGGAAGUUAAGGCGCUGAAGUGGAGUGAGGAUAGUCGGGAAUCUCAGAUAAUCAGAUUUGAGUCCACUGUCCUGGCAUGGGGGACAUGAAGACCCCCGAUUUUGAUGACUUAUUGGCAGCAUUUGAUAUUCCUGAUAUCGAUGCCAAAGAGGCCAUUCAGUCAGCACCAGAAGAGGUGGAGGGGCACCAGGGAUCAAGCAGUGGGUCCAUCGCAAAAUCCAGCGAGAGCGGAGUUGGCGGAAGUUCCACCCUCAGAGCCCCCAGCCCGGCCACUGACUCACAGAGCGACCCCUCUAUUGUUAGUGUUAUUGUAAAGAAUCGGGUGCGUAGUGAAGCCUUUGAAGGUGGUGAUGUACCAGUGUCGGAACCACUCAACCAUAAUGGAUUUGUGUCCUCAGGUGGGGCAGGUCAUCUGUCUCAGUCCCGAAACCAGCCAAACGGGGAGCAGUGGCCUCUGUGUGGCUCCAAAGUGACUCCGGACACCACGGGGUCAGUGCUUGGAUGUGCUAACACCUCCAAACAGAGUAGCAACAUCUUCAACAAGCUAAAGCCUCUGAUGGCACAGGGGACUGGAGACCCUGUUGGUAGGGCCAGAAGGAUGCAGAUGCUGCAGCAACAGCAGCACGCACAGCAGGAAAUAGGAUUAGAGGGAACUGACAAGACAAAGAGCGCUGCUGUUCCUGGGGGCACGAGUGGAGUGGCUUCUCCUUUCUUCCCCCCUCCCAAACCAUACCUCCCAAAUUCCUCCACGGUUCCUUCUUCAUCACCCUCAUCAGCCUCUCCUUCAGUUGGAUCUCGUGUGUCAGGGGCUGUUGCCUCAUCACCACUUGCUACAAGUUUGACAGAACCAUUUAAUGGCACUCCACGCCACAGUUCAUCAGAGUUUAGGCGUAUGGACUCAGAGGAGGAAGAUUCGGAUCCGGAUUCUGGGGGGUCACUGGUCAUUCAAGAAAGUCCAGGCUCUCCCACCUCCCCAAAACGUUCACGCAGACUUAAGUCUCCCGCAGAGAGUUCAGAGUCCCCGUCACUUCCCCGCUCAGCACCCAUGUCUUCAGCUGCUUACCCCAAACCAGGGGACAUCCCCUUGGCCUCACCCGCAUCCCCUCAGGUGCAGAACUGGCUUUCUUCACCUGUUCAGACAGGGAAUGUUAAGAGCCCACCCCCAGAAGAGCGAAAUCCAGAGCAUGUCAUUGAGGAACGUGAUUCACCAGAAAGUCCAGAGCCUGAGAUCCCCAAAGUUUCAGUAACAAUGCCUGCAGCUUCCAAAAAGUCUUCCAGCCCAGCACUGAUUGCUUCUUCCCCACCUGCAGGCCUCCGAGAACCUAAAGAGGAAGAAGAGGAGAUGGAAGUGGCCAAACCAGUAAAUGAAGAGAAUGGUGAUACAGCUAAUUUAGGUCAGGACAAUGGACAAAAAGAGGAAGGAAAAAUGGAGGUGGAAGAUGAGAAUAUUUCUACCCAGUGCCUCACAAUUGCUAAUAGCAGUGGAGGCGCUGCAGCUGAUGGUGACAUAUCCUCCAGGCCUCUUAAAGUCAGAAUAAAGACCAUUAAAACCUCCACAGGAAGCAUCACUCGAACAGUUACCCGUGUGGCAGGGAAAGGAGCUGCAGGUAAAGGCACAGAUGGCACAAAAGUGCAACCAGAAGGUCAGACAGUCAACGCGAACAAAGCCCAAAGAGCUGAACCCACUGGUCGUAUGGUAAAAGGUUCCACCCUGCCUGUGUCCACUUUGGAAGCGAGCAGUGCCAUGCUGGCUGCAGCAAGCAAAGCUCAAAACAAAAGCUCUGUGUCCUCUGACAAGACCAAGGUCUCUGCCACAGCUGUCAGCAUUACGAAAGCUGCCAACCUGCCGGUGACACCUACAGUUAGUGGUAUUAGUGUGCGUGCCACUUCUGGCAGGGCGACUAACGGAGGUACGCCUAAUGUUCACAUUCCUUGCAAGCCAGCCUCUAUUGUCAACAGCACAGGGGCUGUUAUUUCCCGGAGCCAGUCAAGCCUAGUCGAAGCCUUCAACAAGAUCCUGAACAGCAAGAAUCUGCUGCCUAGCUACCGCCCCGAUCUCUCUACCCCACCGCCACCCGAGUGGGGUCUCCCCAUGCCCGCUACAGGCUACCGCUGCCUAGAGUGCGGGGAUGCCUUUGCUCUGGAGCGCAGUCUGGCACGUCACUACGAUAGGCGCUCCCUACGAAUCGAGGUAACCUGUAAUCACUGCGCAAAGCGCCUGGCCUUCUUUAAUAAGUGCAGUCUGCUGCUGCAUGCUCGGGAGCAUAAAGAAAGAGGACUGGUUAUGCAGUGCUCACACCUGGUCAUGAGACCAGUAACUGUGGAGCAGAUGAUUGGCCAGCAGGACACCACACCAAUUGGUAUGCUCUCGCCUCCACUUUCUUCUCCAUCUUUGUCAACUCCCUCUAACCAAUCAGGAACACCCUCAAUCCCUUCCACCCCAAGUCCACUAAAAGAGUCUCCCUCACAAGGCCCGGUUGCUUCCCAGACCAGUCCAGCUCGCCGUGGGCCUCAGAGUCCUCAUGUCCUAAUGCCUCUUCCCUGCAAGAAGGGUGAGGUUCUGCAGUACAACAAUUUUAAAUGCCCUGAAUGCCAGACUCAGUUUGCAGGCAAGGCUGAGCUAGUCGCCCACUUCCAGCAAAUCCGCGCGACCCCUAAUUCAACCUGUAUGCUUUGCUCCCCACCAAUGAUGCUGCCUAACGGGUGCAGUGUGUCAGCUCACCAGCGAAUACAUAAGCACCGGGCUCCCCAUGUGUGUCCUGAGUGUGGUGGCAUUGCUCGUCAGGCCAGCUUUAAGACUCAUCUAGAGGAGGCCUGUCUUCACUUUGCAAGGCGCAUCGGCUACAGAUGCUCCAGCUGUCAGGUGGUGUUUGGUGGCCUGAACUCCAUCAAAUCUCACAUUCAGACUGCUCACUGCGAAGUGUUCCACAAGUGUCCACAUUGCCCAAUGGCCUUCAAAUCAGCCCCCAGUGCCCAGGGUCAUAUCAGCACCCAGCACCCCACCCUCAGUGCUGCUCAGGCCAAGAUGAUUUACAAGUGUGUGAUGUGCGACACAGUCUUUACCCAGAAACCUUUGCUGUAUAUGCAUUUUGACACUCACCUGGCCAAGCAGAAAGUGCAUGUUUUCAAGUGUCCAGACUGCACCAAGUUAUAUGCUCAGAAGGGUUCUAUGAUGGAGCACAUCAAGACUGCUCAUAGAGGCCUGUCAGGCAAAGCAGAGGCUCCGCCCAGUGCCUCGUCUCCUGUCUCAGCCUCGAGUGCAAACACCACUGCGAGAAAGCAAGGACAAGGUGACGGGGAGGAAGAAGAGAAAGAAGAGGAAGGAGAGGAAAGAGAAAAUGAAGAGGAGGAGGAAGAAGACAAUGAUGAGGAAGAUCAGCCCAGUUCUCCGGACAGUGGGAGCAGCAUGGAGUGGAGAUGCAGGGAGUGCAAGACACGAUACACUGAGAGAGAUGAUUACAUUGACCACAUGAAGAAUGAGCACGGCACGUCGAUAAAGAAAUUUCCAUGUCGGAUGUGUGAGCGCUCCUUUAGCUCGGCCAACAGCCUCCGUCGCCAUGUCCGUGUCAUUCAUGAGGGUGUCAAGAGAGUCUUCCAAUGCCAGUACUGUUCAGAGGGCAAACGGACCUUCAGCAGUCGCCUGAUACUGGAGAAGCACAUCCGAGUCAGACACGGCAUCCGAACUAGACAGGCAAUAGAGAAGCGGAAUACGCCAAACACAAGAAAACGCUCAGCACCAGGCGACGGAGCAGGAAGCUCCUCUGAGGUUGACUACGAGGGCGGAGCUUCCUCCGUCGGAGGAGGGGCUGAUGUGCCAGACACCGGAGGGGAAGAGACGACGAGUCCGGCCAAACGAACCCGUUCCUGUGAGAAGGAAGAGGAAGCAGAAGAGGAGGAGGGUGGUUUUCGCUGUGCUCCAUGCGGAUUCAGCACACUAGACCGGGGCGAGUUCCAGCAGCACAUUCUGAAGCACCGUGACAGCGAGUCGGCAUCAAUGCAGUGUGUGCAGUGCGGAGCCUGCUUCGCUUCGGCUGCCUCGCUAAGCCGUCACCGCUUCAUCACACACAAAUUAAGGCAGGAUCAACAGGACAGCCACCACACAUCACACACACCCAAACCCGGAGAGGAGGAGAAGGGUGAAGAGGAGGGCGAGGGCAGCAUGAGCUGCAGGGUGUGCGGCCGCCGCUUUGACAAGGCCUCGGACCUAAACACACACUUCCGCACACACGGCAUGGCCUUCAUCAGUGCACACAAGACAGAUAAGGUUGUGUGAGGAAAGGUACUGAGAACAGGGGGAAGAAAAAAGUGAAAAAGCAGUGGAAAAGGAAGGUGAACAGCUCUUUGUCCCAUGGGCAGCUCUUUUGUCCAGUCAAAGGAGUAGGCAGGUGCACUGAUGUCCAGUUUCGCAGCAUUCAUACACACACAUUAUAUUUUAUUGUUCAACACACAUAAACAGUGUUAACUGCUGAAAAAUAAAUAUUGUUAACACAGUUAAUACAUAUGAUAAAGACACUAAUAUAGUACAGUCAGGCAUUUUUGUAAUUUGCAAUAAACAGUCAGUCUAAUAAAUGUUGUCAGUAAAAGACGGCAAAAGUCUUGGUUGAAUCAGUAAUAUGAUUCAGAGAGAAAAGUAUGAAGGGAAAAAAUCACAUUUAAAAUUCAGAUUUUGUAAUCCCUUCUUCACAGAUAUGUAUUGUGGUUAUAUUAUAUUGGCCAGUCCUUUUAUCUGUCAAACCAACAUUCUCGACCACACAAAACACACAUUCUCUCUCAUUAUUGAUUAUUAAUCCCGAGACUACAUUCACACAGGGUCACAGAGGUGUUCACCGUUUUGAGAUCAGUUGUUACAAUUGGAGCUGUUCAUUUGCAGCACAUUUUCUGUUCCAAAACCAGAAUUGGAGCUCAAAUUCCCAACAUAGCAUUAAAAGUAAAUAAGGGUGCUAAUGAAGCCUUUUCCUGUUUGUAUAAAAACACUGAGCUGUAGUAAUGAUAUGGUAUCAGCAUUGUAUUAUUGAUAUUUAUUUAUAUGAAUUGUUCGUACUGAUUGUGAGUCUUCUGAAAACUUUUUUUGCGAGACAAAUUGUGUAAGUGAAAAUUAUGGUUGUUGAUGUCAAAAACGUGAGGAUCCUGUGGAUAUGUCAAGAAAAGAGCUCCUAAGGUAGUAAAGUAUAAGAUUUGUAAAGUGCAAAUGGUUUAAUAGUCACAUGGUCAAUGGUUCACACGUGUUAAUCGGACCGAACAGGAUCUCGCCACAACCACAUAAUUAAGAUGUGUAUAAACGGAGCGUGUUUAAAGUUUGCUCUGGUUUUGUUUAGAAAACGUGAACAAGUUCAGUCUUUUGUAUUUGUCUUUUUCUUUCCUUAGCUGAUUUCAGAUACCCAUAAUGUAAAAAUAUCAUUUAUGCCUGAGGAGCUGGGUGUAUUUUUUAUGAAUUUAUUGUAAUUAAAAAUCAGAUGUUGAGUGUAAUGGAUGCCGAAACAUUUUAUUACACACCAAUACAAAUGUUUUUUUUUCUUUAACUGUAGUCUUUUUCUAUCAAAUGUGUCUAUGCUUGUUAAAUGCCAUGUUUCUUAAAAAUGCAUUAUCAAUUAUAGUGUGAUCUUGUGAGACAUCUGAAUGUGAGAGUGUCUAAGUUUAGUCACAUAUGUCCUUUACGUAAGGUUGAAUAUCCAUCAUCUGGUGAACUUGCAUCUGCCUGCUUCACUGCCAUACAGUUUGCGUCAGUUCUACUUUAUUGUUUCUGAAUAAAGUGGCAAAUUGUUACAGUA